Serpula lacrymans var. lacrymans S7.9 is the source of this 435-nucleotide messenger RNA. RefSeq lists its product as uncharacterized. The transcript has a single exon. NCBI's taxonomy places the organism in Eukaryota, Fungi, Basidiomycota, Agaricomycetes, Boletales, Serpulaceae. The coding region runs from base 1 to 435 and encodes 144 amino acids. The record is from RefSeq and is a predicted model, not a curated record.
AUGAAACUUGGCCUUGCUGCUACUGCACAGUUUGAAGACAAAAAUGCAAGAGAAGGCAUAGAACAGGAUAGACCUAUUCUCCCUCCCUCCCACCAAUACUGGGCAAGUAGCAAAGAUAGCCCUCAGGCUGAUACCAAGGAUAGUAUUGGUACUAUUAGAGAGACACCAGCACCUUUCCCCUUUCAAUGGCGCCUGUUCCGCCUGUCCUGUCAUAAGAGUAGCUUGAAAAUUGUCACAGACAGCAAGGAUGAAAGGACAUCUGUAGGCAGGAAUGGCAGUGACAAUGAGGAAGGUGAAAACAACUUGGAACCUAUUGAUCUGAUGGAUAUCUUUUCUGAACCAGAUAAAGGUCAAGCUGAAGCUGUUGAAGGAGUUGAAGAUGAUAGUUUGGAGCGAGUGUUGAAAACAAUGUCAUGCACCAAAAUUGAUUGGUAG